AUGUUUGGUGGUAUCAUUAGAGCUUUUUCAAACUCUGGAUCAGUUAAUUCAAUUAACAGAUUUGCAAAUAAAAAUGCCCAAAGUUUUUUAAACUCAAUGGUCAACGAUAAAAAGUUUUUUAGUACCAAUAAUGAUUCAAAACCAAAAUUAAGAAAUAUUUUAAAGAGAUUUUAUUUAAUGGUCCAUCCAGAUACAUUAACAUCAUAUCCAAAAGAAAAAAGCGUAAAUUCACAUAAUAUGAAGUUAUUUAUGUCUAUUUUCGACCAAUAUAAAAAGAGACCAUCACCAGAUCCAAACACCAAACCAAUAGUUCAUAAUUUAUCAUUUUAUAUCCCAGAGAAUGACGUUGAAACAACCAAACCAAUCCCAGGUAAAUUUAAGAUGAUAGAUAUCGAGUUGAUUCAAAAUUGUAAUAAUCCAUCACACAUUCCAAACCAAAUUAGAUUAUUAUUUGAAAAAUGUUCACUUCCAACCGACUUUAUAACAGAGAUUGAAAUGGUAGAUAACGUCAAAUUACCAAGUAUCGAUACUUCACUCAGACAAUUCCUUUUAGAUAACAAGCUUUUCAUUCAUCAACUUUUAAAGAAUGGUGAAAAACAAAAAACAGAAUUAGAUCAUAUUGUAAAGAGAUUAAGAAAAGAUUUGAAAGUUGAUAUUCAAUUAACUACCAACCCAAUCGAUUCAGGUUUUACCUAUCACGAAAACCUUCAAGCACUCGAACUCUUCCAAGAGGUCUACAGAAAUUGGAGCCAACAAGUUUUACAAAAAAAUACACCAGGCUCUGAAUUGGUUAGAAAGAAUAUGUUAAAAUACAACUUGGACUACACUGAAACCAAUUUCACCUCUGGUGACUCUAUUGUUUAUUUAGAUCGUUCAUCAACAGAAACCUGGGAAUCCUAUUUAAAGAAUUUAGAUUUAGAUCGUUUAAAGAAUGAAAUCGAUGAAGAAAGAGCCAAAAUAAUGGAAAAUCUAAAGAAACUUAAUCAAGAUAGAACCGAAUUCAAUAAAAAUAUUCCAAUUUUAACCAAAUUAUUAAAAGUUCGUUCAAUUCAAUAUAACGAACACGACGACCCAACUGAAGAUCCAAAACUUUAUAUUGAACCAACCGAACAAAUGGCUGAAACUUUAAAAUUCUCAAAUAUGUUAUUAAAAAGAAAAAGCGAAAUUGAAAAUUUAAUGAAAACAAGAUUUAAAAAAAUCAGAACAAGUUUCAAUUUACUUAUUACACCAAAUUUACACAGAUCAAGAUAUUUAAUUGAUAUUGAUGGUUCAUUAAAAGUUAAUCCAAACAUUAGCUUUGAAGAGUUUAUGAAUCUUUUAGAAAGCCAUUCAGGAUUAGCCAUUGAACAAGCUAAAUUAUCAGAUAGAUUCGAAUCAGUAAGAGAUUAUGCUCAAGUUCGUAUGGGUUUAAAGAAUUUAACUUGUUUAAGUUCAUUUGCCUACACCUAUGGUCCAAUUAAAGUUUUCGAAGCCUACCAAAAACUUGCAGAUUCUUCCGACCGUCUUCGUGAUAUUGGUUUAAGUGGUUUUACAAUUGUUAUUGGUGAUUACUAUAGUGUCAAUAGAAGUGGUGAAAUUAUCUUAAAAUACGAUUUUAAUACUGAAGAUUUAAUUAAACAAUUAACAGCUCCAAGUGAAGAACAACCAUCCGAGCAACAAAUCGAUACCGAAAAAAAAGUUGAAGAAAUUACUUUUAAUAUGGAUCAACUUUCAAAUGUUAUUAAUGAAUAUGAAAAAACCAAUAAAUCUUUAUAG
This is a messenger RNA of Dictyostelium purpureum, 1755 nucleotides long. RefSeq lists its product as uncharacterized. The transcript is spliced from 3 exons. Gene Ontology annotation, cellular component: mitochondrion. The record is from RefSeq and is a predicted model, not a curated record. The coding region runs from base 1 to 1755 and encodes 584 amino acids. Lineage: Eukaryota; Evosea; Eumycetozoa; Dictyosteliales; Dictyosteliaceae.